CUGAAUGCAGAAUGCCGAUUUCCGACCUGCUCCAGGAUGGCCGCUAUUCGGACCUCACUAUCAAAUGCGGUAACGACUCGUACAAAGUCCACAAGAGUAUCCUCUGCAGUCAGUGCGAAUUCUUCCAGAAGGCUUGCGAGGGUGGUUUCCAGGAGGCUUCCAGUAACAUCAUUACGCUUGACGAUGAUCCUCCGGCAGCUGUCAAGGCUAUGAUUGAAUACUUUUACUCAGCAAAAUUCAACAGUCCCUUGGCAGACACGGCAAGCGAAGAAGAACGGCUUAGAAAGGAGGUUGCGCGGAUCUUUGAGUCUCUAGGCGAUAGAAUCUGGGCAGAGAGCGAUUAUUCUGACAUCAUACGACACCUGUAUGAGAGUACCAAUGAUUCUUUCGAUAGACUUCGGAACAUCGUCAUUUGUGUAGCGACGGAACAAUACGUGAGACUGGUGGAAGACUCUCAAUUCCGGGAUCUCAUUGGGUCCUUGCAAGGCUUUCGAGAGGGCAUGCUAGAAUCCCUGACUCCCCUCGUUGAGGACUACACAGAGAAAAAGAUCUCUCACUACAACUGCCCCUGCGGCUACGUAACGACAAUAGAUGGGAACUACGAGCGUCUAAAAAUGGGAGGUACUUACUAUUGUAUAUCAUGCGGUACGAACUACACAGGCCAGCAGUGGAAUGGAUGGAAGGAAGAUGAUGACUGA
Molecule: messenger RNA, 698 nt
Organism: Pseudovirgaria hyperparasitica
Lineage: Eukaryota; Fungi; Ascomycota; Dothideomycetes; Acrospermales; Acrospermaceae
Exons: 3
Coding region: 12-698 (228 amino acids)
Molecular function (GO): protein binding
Source: RefSeq, a predicted model, not a curated record